UCUCUUCCACCUUUCUCCUUCUCCUCAUACCACCCAGCCUCAUCCACAAUGUCCGCCGGCCAGUCUGAAGUCAUCACCCACGUUGGUCACAACAAGUUUGGUUUCGACUCUACCGUCGAGAUCGAGCUCCUGAGGAGCUUGUACCUUACCCCCGCCUACAUCAAGGAGGGCGAGGACGUCAAGAUCUCUCUUGAUGCCCCCAGGAAGGAAUUCAACUCCGAGACCACUUACGACCACAACACCAACAGCAUCCAGUACUCCACCGUCAACAAGUUCCCUCCCGUCAAGCUCUUGCCCAACUCUGAGCGAAAGAGGAUUCUCAUCACUGGUGGUGCCGGUUUCGUCGGUUCCCACCUGGUCGACCGACUCAUGCUCCUCGGCCACGAAGUCACCGUCCUUGACAACUUCUUCACUGGUUCCAGGACCACCGUCUCCCACUGGGUCGGUCACCCCAACUUUGAGAUGGUCCGACAUGAUGUCGUCGAGCCCUUCCUCAUUGAGGUUGACCAAAUCUACCACCUUGCUUGCCCCGCUUCCCCUCCUCACUACCAGAUCAACGCUGUCAAGACCUUGAAGACUUCUUUCGAGGGUACCCUCAACAUGCUCGGUCUCGCCAAGCGAACCGGUGCCCGAUUCCUCAUCACCUCCACCUCCGAGGUCUACGGUGACCCCGAGGAGCACCCCCAGCGUGAAGACUACUGGGGUCACGUCAACUGUAUCGGUCCUCGAGCUUGCUACGACGAAGGCAAGCGAGUCGCCGAGACUUUGACUUACGGUUACCACCGUCGUGACGGAGUUGACGUUAGGGUCGCCCGUAUCUUCAACACUUUCGGUCCUAGGAUGAACCCCUACGAUGGCCGAGUUGUCUCCAACUUUAUCAUCCAGGCCCUCAAGGGUGAGGACAUGACUGUGUACGGUGACGGUUCCCAGACCCGAUCCUUCCAGUACGUUCACGACUUGAUUGACGGUCUUAUUCUCUUGAUGAACGGCGAUGAGACUCGACCCGUCAACAUCGGUAACCACGAUGAAUUCACCAUCCUCGAGUUCGCCGAGGCUGUCAGGGACAUUGUCGAGAAGGUCCAGAAGGAGGAGAACAACCCUCUCGCCAAGAGGGUUAACAUCAUCCACAAGGAGAUCCCCAUCGAUGACCCCCAGCGACGAAGGCCCGACACCACCCGUGCCAAGGAGACUAUCCAGUGGCAGCCUAGGUGGAACGUCAGGCAGGGUGUUGAGGAGAUGGUCAGGUACUACAGCGCCAGGAUCAGGGAGGGCGCUAUCUAGAUGUCGGGUUUUUAUACAAUACAUCGUCGACUGUACUCUUUGUCUUGGGCUCCAUCUUGUGCGAUGUUAUAAAGUUUGUGUUUUGCCAUAUCAAACUGUCGCCCGUUUUCAUAGUGCCACGCUUCUUCCAUUUCGGGUAUGCUGUAUCGUCAACGAUAUCUGGAGCCACCUAGCUCAAGAUCUCAAGUGGUACGCAGCGAUCAGUACCAGUAUGAAAAAGGUCGGCCGGACCGUCUCAACUUGUAAAUCAUUCGAGAGUUGUUCAACGAGGAGGGCUCCCGUUUCUAAGUGGA
Cryptococcus amylolentus CBS 6039 is the source of this 1574-nucleotide messenger RNA. RefSeq lists its product as hypothetical. The coding region runs from base 49 to 1281 and encodes 410 amino acids. Gene Ontology annotation, biological process: D-xylose metabolic process. The record is from RefSeq and is a predicted model, not a curated record. Gene Ontology annotation, cellular component: cytoplasm. Lineage: Eukaryota; Fungi; Basidiomycota; Tremellomycetes; Tremellales; Cryptococcaceae. The transcript is spliced from 7 exons. Gene Ontology annotation, molecular function: UDP-glucuronate decarboxylase activity; NAD+ binding.